Molecule: messenger RNA, 2013 nt
Organism: Orbicella faveolata
Lineage: Eukaryota; Metazoa; Cnidaria; Anthozoa; Scleractinia; Merulinidae
Source: RefSeq, a predicted model, not a curated record
GAAAGCCUCCGGGGCUUUCGAGAAACGGGCCCCAGGCAAUUUAAAUAUUAACGAGAAACGAGUGAGCUUGCGAAUGAAUGAGCAGAUAUUUAUCACUCUCAACAACCUCAUAUUACAUGUAUUUAUUACUUUCGUUUUCAGGAGGUACUAAGAAAUGCAUGGAUCUUGAUGAUAAUUGCGGAGAUUAUUUCCCCAAUGAGCAGGAUAAGAAACGGUGUCAGCGGCAACCCGAUUACAUGAAGCAGAACUGCAAGAAAUCCUGCGAGUUUUGUGGCCCAGAAUCCGAUUACACAGAUAACCAUGCGGUUUGUCCAGAAUGGGGAAAGAUGGGUUAUUGUGCAACGAACAACGACAUAAGAGAAACAUGUCCUCACAGUUGCGAGAAGUACCAAAAUACCCCAGCAGCUCCACAAAGAUAUCCAUAUCCUAUUAAAGCUCUACAUCCCUAUCAGUACCAGUCCGGGCAAUACCCGAUACCCGUCCCACCACCCUCAUAUCCAUACCCUUAUCCUGCUCCAUAUCCAUCGCCAUACCCCUCCCCAUACCCCUCCCCAUAUCCCUCGCCAUACCCCUCCCCAUAUCCCUCCCCAUACCCCUCCCCGUAUCCCUACCCACACCCCUCCCCGUAUCCCUACCCGUACCCCUCCCCAUAUCCGACUCCUUCACCUACUCCGGCUCCAUCACCACAGCCGAUUCCUUCCCCAAGUCCAAGCCCAGUACCUUCUCCAGUGCCAUCCCCGGUACCCUCUCCAGUGCCAUCCCCGGUGCCCUCUCCAGUGCCAUCCCCGGUACCCUCUCCAAUACCAUCCCCGAUGCCCUCUCCAAUGCCAUCUCCAAUGCCCUCUCCAAUGCCAUCCCCAGUGCCCUCUCCAAUGCCAUCCCCAAUGCCCUCUCCAAUGCCAUCCCCAAUGCCCUCUCCAAUGCCAGCUCCGAUGCCGGCACCGGCUCCGGCACCGUUUCCGGCAGCGGCCCCUGCCGCAGUACCUGCUGACAAAGGAGACAAAUCUGAAAAAAGUCAUCGUCAAGACCGCAAGGAGAAAGAACAUCACUCGAAGACGCGCAAGGGAGAGGAAGAAAAUUAAGAUCUUUGUUCGGUUUAGAAGCUUGGUUCGUGCUGUAGAGCCAGAGCUAUAACAGCAUUUGUAAUGUUAACAAAACUUUGACAUUUGGAAUGUGAGAAAAAAAAACCAUUUAAUUCGAGUACGCUUAAGAGACUUUGCACUGUAAUCCCUGUCUUGAUUUAAUUAAACGUUUUCCAAAAUAUUUCCAUGAGGAUAUAAAAGAAAAAUUAGCAUGCAGACUAUAAGGAGAGCAAUAAUAGAGCAAUUUUUUGUGUAACCCAUAAAUGCAUAAAAUUUAAUCUUAUCGAGAUGGACAAAACUGUUCUUUACUUUGUAACCUUUUAGCACUAUUUUGAACCUCUCGUUGGCCUCUCAACUUUGGAUCGGGGGUUUAAUUUUUUUGUGCAAAAGUUUCUUUCACUCGAUCACUCAAUCACUCGCCAAAUGUUAGCAGAAUACCGUGAUAGGGCUCAGAUAGGAUUGUAAUAAAAGAAGCUGUUUAUCUUCAGAAUUUAAUUAAUGAACAUCCAAAUCUAACUUUAACUUUUUGCAGCCGUGCUUCAUUAACAAUAAUGUUAUUAUAAUUAGUAUAAGUCAUUGUUCCAUCCAUCCCUAUUGGGAAGGCUACAAUACAGUAUGUAUGUAUGUUUAUCUUACUUCCUCAAUGGCUAAAAAAAUCUUUGAUCUGACUUAUUGGUAAUGUUCAUCACAUUCAACAAACCAGUAAGUUUAACUCACAGGACUGGGACGGAGGGCACCUAGCGCUAUCGCCAAAAUCAAAUGACAUACUGCCUACUCAACUGCCUGAUCAACAUGAGAGCAAUUAUUUCCUCCUCCACCAAUUAUUAAUUAGGCCUGGUCAAACGGCGCGUGAUAGUCGAUGGUGGUUGAAUCUCCUCUAACUAUCAUCAACUAUCACCAACUAUCAUUAUAACAUAACUAAAGCAAAGCG